Messenger RNA from Plenodomus lingam JN3, 1677 nucleotides. RefSeq lists its product as uncharacterized. The record is from RefSeq and is a predicted model, not a curated record. Lineage: Eukaryota; Fungi; Ascomycota; Dothideomycetes; Pleosporales; Leptosphaeriaceae.
AUGCCCCCAUCAUGGCGACAAUGGGUGGAUGAAAAGGUGGAUUACAUUGUGGUGAACAGAGGUGUGGUGGACAAGAAAGAGGCUCAAGCCCACAAUGUUGAAGUGCAAGACUCCACGGCUACAGCGAACCGCAGACUUCGAAGAUCAUACACCAAGAGACAGGCUCCUGAGCCUACGGAUAUCGACAGCGACAGUGAUGAUGAAGAGGAUGAACCUGCAUUCAAUUCCACAAUCAGCACCGUAACCUCGACUAUGACGGCAACAGCAACACUUCCAACAGGACUCCCAGCUUUUCAAAUCACCGCGACUUUGGAUCCUCUCACACAGGCUACACCUCCCGCUCUUGCGGAUAACGACCCCAGGGAGACUGUCAUAGUGGGAUCGCCAUCACCAUCACGACAUGAUGGUGAUGGCAAGAUCUCGCGGACUACCGAGCAUUUACUCAUUGCUGCAGGUUCCAUUGGUGCAACGAUCAUCAUUGUCAUGAUUAUCUUGGCUCUCUAUGUUAUGCGUAAGCGUGGUCUGUCUCUGGCGGACGUGAUUCAUCAGGGUAAGAGUCACUUACGACGUGGCCCACCACCGCCCCCAGCAAAAUAUGGAAUGGAUCAGAAGCACUACGGCAUGGAAAAGGUACACGACUGUGGAUACGGACGCGCACAGAAAAACUCAGUCUACCCUCAACAGCAGUACGCGGUCUACUAUGCUCAACGGCAAAAAUCUGUCCACCAUCCUCAAAAGCAGACCCCAGCCUAUUCUCCUCAACAACAGAACCCUGUCUACGCUCCCCAACGAGCAGCCUCACUCACCCGUUCAUCUUCUUCAAGAUCACAGCGACCAUUGCAAGCCUUGAAACGAAGUGACAGCUUCAAACAAGGAGGACUGGAAAGAAUCCCGUCGCAAGACAAGAGCUUUUACGAUGACACACCAUCGCAAACCGGUUCCCACCGUCGCAACGACAGCGCAACGCCCUCCUCACCGGUCCUCCCCUACCAAGAUCUCCGCCGGAGCGCCUCAACCCGGAACACCCGUUCCCUAGACGGUGAAUCUGAAGAGCUCCGAUACCCCGAAGACAUUGGCCCUCAGCGCGCACUCCCACCUCCUCCAACAUUCCGCCAAUUCCUUUCCAACCGGCCCUCCAUCUCGCAACGUCCUGGCUGCGGAGGGCCCAUGGCCAGCCGCUUCAGCUGGACAAACUCCAAUGCCCCUCAAACACCCCACGAAGUAUCUCGUGACACGGCCGCGCCACCCGUCGGGCGCGACAGCUUCAUGACGCAACGGUCCUCUGUCCCACGUUUCCGCACCGUAGACUCAUGGGUGAGCCAGCAGACGACGCGCGUCCAGGAGCUGCGGUUGAAACAGCAAUUCCGGAUGACGCAAUCGUCCACCUCCUCUGGCGGAGAUGCUAACAAUCACCACGACGACAUUGACACUGUACCCGAGAUGCCAAGCGUACCGCAACAUUUGAGCCGCAGCGCGAGUACCAGGAGUGAAGGUGGAGGGGCAGGAGGCGGACUAGCAGGCAAAAAUGUCAAGCAUGCACGACACGACACUGCGACGACUGUACAGACGGCGCCAAUCUUCAGGGCGCACCCGGGAACAGAGGUUCGGUUUAGUGUGAGGAGUGAAGUUCCUAGUGAAGUUUUGGACAGGGGGAGAAAGAAUGCUGCACUUGAAUGA